AUGAGCGAAAUUACAAAAGUUAUAGUGGUUGGGGCUGGAGGCUACUUGAACCCCAUUGUAAUUUCGUCCCUGCAGUCGCACGGAUUCUCAGUCUCUGUUCUGGUUAGAAACACUUCGAACGUUGUGCCUCCCGCCGGAAUCACGGUUUAUCGCACCGAUUAUUCGGACUCUUCUCUUUUGCUUGCAUUCAAGGACCAAGAUGCUGUUGUUAAUACAAUUACAAUGCCGGACUUUGCAGCGCAAAAGAAAAUGAUUGAUAUCGCAGUCCUGGCUAGGGUGAAGCGAUUUAUACCAGCGGAGUUUGGGAUCGAUACCUCGAAGGAGGAAACGGUCGAGAUCAUGACCUUUUUAAAGAUGAAGCCACAGAUUAUACAGUACCUUCGAUCUAUCCAAGACAAAAUAACUUGGACGGGAAUCAUAACCGGGCCCUUUUUCGACUGGAGUCUACGUCAGGGAUUCUUCUCAUUUGAUGUCCCAUCUCGCACAGCUUACAUCCACCAGCCUGGGCACCAUAUGCACCGCUUCAGUUGGUCGAACUUAGCAAAUGUUGCAGAGGCUGUGGCGCAUGUCCUUUUGUCCAAAAAUUUCCCAAUCGUGGACAACCGAUACGUGCAUGUGAGAUCAUUCAAUGCAAGCCAAGAUGAAAUUUUGCAGUCGCUUAUAUCGGCUACGAAACGAGUGGAUAUCUCAAGGGGCCGGGACCACACUGAGUGGAAGAUCAUUGAUGUUGACCUCGAAGAGAAAGUCUUGGAGGCGCGGAAUAAGUUGGCACAGGGCGACUCUGGCAGCCUGGGCUAUAUUCUUAGUAAAGCAAUCUACCGGACUGGAGGCAAUUACGAUUUGGAGGGCGUCGUGAUGAAUGAAAAGCUAGGCAUGAAGUUGGAAGAAAGCUUAGAUGCCACUGUCGAACGAGAAGUGACGAUGCUUUCAUCUUGAUUCAGGCAUUUAAUUAGGGGCUAGAUACAGUC
Molecule: messenger RNA, 968 nt
Organism: Trichoderma asperellum CBS 433.97
Lineage: Eukaryota; Fungi; Ascomycota; Sordariomycetes; Hypocreales; Hypocreaceae
Source: RefSeq, a predicted model, not a curated record